AGGAUACGUUGCGCUUCGCCGUCUUUCUUUUGUUUGGGCAGCAAGGAAUAAAGAAAAACUCAUUGGAUUUCUCUUAACCAUCUCCGUGUGCGCGUAGUCUUCUGUCCUCGCCUGUUUACUUUGAUCAUCUCAUCUGUGGGCUUCAUAAUUUUUGGCCUUUGUCCUCUUUAACUGUCGGUUUCCCAACAUUAGGCAGCAACUCUAGCGUUCGGAGAGAUGGCCCGCUCUGCUGUACCGACGGCCCUCGUUGCCGCACUGCUGCUGCUGCUCGCCAGCGCCGUUUCCGUACAGGCCAGCUACUGGUCGGACGAGGUCACACGUGUGCGCACGUACGCUGCCCAGCACUACAUGGACCGCACCGCCAAGGACCCGAACGUGUCCGCGCUCCCGUCCGGGCUGCUCGUCACGAUCCUCCGCCGUGGCGCCGGCGACCGCGCACCGGCUGCGGAGGACGUCUGCGAGGUCCACUACACCAUCCACCACCGCUUCCCCGGCAUUGUGGACGACACCCGCGACAAGCCCUACCCGGUGCGUCGCUCCCCGUCGCAGCUUCUCCUCGGCAUGGCGGAAGCGAUGCAGCUCAUGCGGGAGGGGGAUCGCUGGUUCCUCUAUGUGCCUUCGAAGCUGGCCUACGGCACGGAGGGGUGGAAGGAGCGUCGGGUGGCAGGUCUGGCCAACGUGCGGGUCGACCUCGAGGUGCUCAAGUGCGAGAACCCGCGCGGCAAGACGAGUGAGGAGAUCGACGCCUAUCUGGCGCCGUUCCUCAAGACCCCGAUGCCCGCCAAGUCUAUGCCCAUCAACUACGCGGAUCUGUAG
Leptomonas pyrrhocoris is the source of this 816-nucleotide messenger RNA. RefSeq names its product putative peptidyl-prolyl cis-trans isomerase macrophage infectivity potentiator precursor. NCBI's taxonomy places the organism in Eukaryota, Euglenozoa, Kinetoplastea, Trypanosomatida, Trypanosomatidae. Bases 217 to 816 code for a protein of 199 amino acids. The transcript has a single exon. The record is from RefSeq and is a predicted model, not a curated record. Gene Ontology annotation, molecular function: peptidyl-prolyl cis-trans isomerase activity.